Messenger RNA from Mus musculus (house mouse), 4029 nucleotides. It is a transcript of the gene Avil, whose product is annotated as advillin. Gene Ontology annotation, molecular function: actin binding; actin filament binding; Arp2/3 complex binding. The record is from RefSeq and is a predicted model, not a curated record. Gene Ontology annotation, biological process: regulation of diacylglycerol biosynthetic process; cilium assembly; positive regulation of neuron projection development. Gene Ontology annotation, cellular component: focal adhesion; neuron projection; cytoskeleton. The transcript has 20 exons. NCBI's taxonomy places the organism in Eukaryota, Metazoa, Chordata, Mammalia, Rodentia, Muridae. Bases 1055 to 3604 code for a protein of 849 amino acids.
UGAUAGCACCUGGCAGAGCAAACGCUGGGAUUCUGAUCAAGGUUACAGAGGUUGGAGUGCAUUAGCCCCUCUCGGGCCUGGGUUGGAACCAACUCCCUCUCCCCAGGUACUUGGCAAGCGUUUGCUUGCUGUGCUAUUGACUGGGGUAGAGACUGAAGCCCUGGGGGAAUUGGAGGCUCCUGCAUGUGCUCUUGAUGCUGCCAAACAGGCCUUGAGAUUCAGAGCCCAGCAUGGUUUCCAGGCACAUAGUAGGAUGACUUGUACAGACUCCAAGCAACAAAAGCUUUCCUGACACCACAGAAUUGCCCAGAAUCAUCUCUCAGCCCUGAACGUCCAGGCACACAGUAGGGGAGCUCUAGCCAGUCUCCUGUCAUCAGCAUAAUACGUUCAUAUCUACAAUAUGGCAAAUUCAUAUCCUCCCUCACUGAAUUAUUGAUGGACAGUGCACUUUUAAAAAAAUCAAUAGACCAGGGUGUGGAGCUGGAGUUAAAAGAAGCCUUUAGAAGUCUGCUCUUCUUGUUUUCGCUGUUUUGCAUAGGAGCAGAUAAAGCUUUCCUCUCUGGUUUGAAUAAGUCAAGCCCAGGGCUAGGUUGGCUGUGAUUGGCCAGAGCUAGGAGAAUGUGGUUAUGAUGCAAACACAAGCAAAUAUAACCCUGUGUCUAUGCUGUGCGGCCAUUGCUGAAACAGGCUUCAGGACGGGCUGCUUUGGGAGACCUCAUCAGUACUUCACCUGCUGCUUUGCCGGACUUCGGAGGACAGAGGGUCAGGUGACAGGGAGAUGGCCACUUCCUGAAAAUGAGCCACUGUGGGCAGUGGGUCAACAUGGGCGUGACAUUGUCACACUCAGGAAUAUGUGUUGCCUUUCCUGCCACCCCUCCUCCUCGCCCAUAGAGAGAUGGCACAUACUGGCCCAGCACCUACUUCUGGUGACUCACGACCGCCUGUCACUCCAGCUCCACAGAAUUUAACACACCAACAUGCAUGUAUGUUUUAAAGGAAAUGUGUCAUCCCUAUGGCCCAGAGCUCUUGACCAAGUUCCAGGAAGACAGCCACUAUGUCUCUGAGCAGUGCCUUCAGGGCUGUGAGCAACGACCCCCGGAUCAUCACAUGGAGAAUUGAGAAAAUGGAGCUGGCGCUGGUGCCCCUGAGUGCUCACGGCAACUUCUACGAGGGAGACUGCUACAUCGUCCUCUCGACCCGGAGAGUGGGCAGCCUUCUCUCCCAGAACAUCCACUUUUGGAUCGGGAAGGACUCCUCCCAGGACGAGCAGAGCUGCGCGGCCAUCUAUACCACACAGCUGGAUGACUACCUGGGAGGCAGCCCGGUGCAGCACCGUGAGGUCCAGUACCACGAGUCCGACACCUUCCGUGGCUACUUCAAGCAGGGCAUCAUCUAUAAAAAGGGGGGUGUGGCCUCUGGGAUGAAGCACGUGGAGACCAACACCUAUGAUGUGAAGAGGCUGCUACACGUAAAGGGGAAAAGAAACAUCCAAGCCACGGAGGUGAGUCUCACACGUGAGUGUCCUGGGUGCCCGGUGCUCCCGCCCUGGCACCUAAGACUGCCCCGAACCGCUCUGACUGCUCACACGCAGGUGGAAAUGAGCUGGGACAGCUUUAACCGAGGCGAUGUCUUCCUGCUGGACCUUGGGAUGGUCAUCAUCCAGUGGAAUGGCCCGGAGAGCAACAGUGGGGAACGUCUCAAGGCUAUGCUUCUGGCAAAGGACAUUCGGGACAGGGAGCGAGGGGGCCGUGCUGAAAUUGGGGUGAUUGAGGGAGACAAGGAGGCGGCCAGCCCAGGGCUGAUGACAGUCCUCCAGGAUACCCUUGGUCGACGCUCCAUGAUAAAGCCUGCAGUUUCUGAUGAGAUCAUGGACCAACAACAGAAAUCAAGUAUCAUGUUAUAUCAUGUCUCCGACACAGCUGGGCAGCUGUCAGUCACAGAGGUGGCAACAAGGCCCCUGGUCCAGGACCUACUGAACCACGAUGACUGCUACAUCCUGGACCAAAGUGGCACCAAGAUCUACGUGUGGAAAGGCAAAGGAGCCACCAAGGUUGAGAAACAGGCGGCCAUGUCCAAAGCCCUGGAUUUCAUCAAGAUGAAGGGAUACCCCAGCAGCACCAACGUGGAGACCGUCAACGAUGGCGCAGAGUCGGCCAUGUUCAAACAGUUGUUCCAGAAAUGGUCGGUGAAGGACCAGACCACGGGCUUGGGGAAAAUAUUCAGCACUGGUAAAAUCGCUAAAAUCUUCCAGGACAAGUUCGAUGUGUCUCUGCUACACACCAAGCCAGAAGUGGCUGCACAGGAGAGAAUGGUGGACGACGGCAAAGGCCAGGUUGAGGUCUGGAGAAUUGAGAACCUGGAGCUGGUCCCCGUGGAAUACCAGUGGCAUGGCUUCUUCUACGGGGGAGACUGCUAUCUGGUUCUCUACACGUACGAUGUGAACGGGAAACCCCAUUACAUCUUGUACAUCUGGCAGGGCCGCCACGCAUCCCGGGAUGAGCUGGCAGCCUCAGCCUAUCGGGCAGUGGAGGUGGAUCAGCAGUUUGAUGGAGCCCCUGUGCAGGUCCGGGUUAGCAUGGGGAAGGAGCCACGCCACUUCAUGGCCAUCUUCAAAGGAAAGCUGGUUAUCUACGAGGGCGGGACUUCCAGGAAGGGAAACGAGGAGCCGGACCCUCCAGUAAGGCUCUUCCAGAUCCACGGGAACGACAAAUCCAACACCAAAGCAGUGGAGGUCUCGGCCUCUGCUUCCUCGCUCAACUCCAACGACGUCUUUCUGCUGCGGACUCAGGCAGAGCACUACCUGUGGUACGGCAAGGGGUCUAGUGGGGACGAGCGGGCGAUGGCUAAGGAGCUGGUCGACCUUCUCUGUGAUGGCAAUGCGGACACUGUGGCUGAGGGCCAGGAGCCACCUGAGUUCUGGGACCUUCUGGGAGGAAAAACAGCCUACGCUAAUGACAAAAGGCUGCAGCAAGAAACCCUGGACGUCCAGGUCCGGCUCUUUGAGUGUUCCAAUAAGACUGGCCGCUUCCUUGUUACGGAGGUCACGGACUUCACCCAGGAGGACCUGAGCCCAGGUGAUGUGAUGCUUCUGGACACCUGGGACCAGGUGUUCUUGUGGAUAGGAGCGGAGGCCAAUGCCACGGAGAAGAAGGGGGCCCUCUCGACGGCUCAGGAGUACCUGGUCACACAUCCUAGUGGCCGAGACCCCGACACACCGAUUCUGAUCAUCAAACAGGGCUUUGAGCCCCCCACCUUCACAGGCUGGUUCCUGGCAUGGGACCCUCACAUUUGGAGCGAAGGAAAAUCAUAUGAGCAGCUAAAGAACGAGCUGGGAGAUGCAACUGCCAUUGUGCGAAUCACCGCUGACAUGAAGAACGCAACACUUUACCUGAAUCCUAGUGACGGUGAGCCAAAGUACUACCCGGUGGAAGUUCUGCUGAAAGGUCAGAACCAGGAGCUGCCUGAGGAUGUGGACCCCGCCAAAAAGGAGAACUACCUCUCGGAACAAGACUUUGUAUCUGUGUUUGGCAUCACGAGAGGGCAGUUCACUGCUCUGCCUGGCUGGAAACAGCUCCAGCUGAAGAAAGAAAGGGGCCUUUUCUAGAGAAGGCGUGUGUCUGCUGCCCGGCCACAGGAGAGAGCAAACUAGCAGUGCCAACAUCAGCAAAGAGUUCACCUACCAACUGAGCCCGACACGCGGCUGCUUUAGAUACGACCCAUCUCAGGAUGGCUGACUGCCUUUCGAAGUCAUCCUUGCAUUCCUUGUGGCUGUCCAUUAGAUGCUGACAGCUUGCCUUUUGGCUUUGGUGGUUUUUUAGCCGAAGCUGUAGCAGAGAGCGUGAAGGCAGAAAGAGCUAGAAACUAAGCUUAUUUAAUGCAUCAGGACCCACAUCUGCUUCCAACUACACCCUGCAAUCCCCAAAGCACUAGAGUGACCACACACUCCCUGCAGGCCAGGCUCCAAACGCCCAGGUCUACCAUGUGCCACAGCAUGUUCAACUUUACAAAUAAAGAGGCCAUGUGACUAUG